Molecule: messenger RNA, 3195 nt
Organism: Daphnia magna
Lineage: Eukaryota; Metazoa; Arthropoda; Branchiopoda; Diplostraca; Daphniidae
Product: transcription factor GATA-4
Exons: 8
Coding region: 322-2241 (639 amino acids)
Biological process (GO): negative regulation of transcription by RNA polymerase II; cell fate commitment; positive regulation of transcription by RNA polymerase II
Molecular function (GO): DNA-binding transcription factor activity, RNA polymerase II-specific; RNA polymerase II cis-regulatory region sequence-specific DNA binding; zinc ion binding
Source: RefSeq, a predicted model, not a curated record
AGCCGAAGCCACGCCUUCGGCCCCUCCUGUGGGCUGAGGGGGAGGGACAGAGCAGAAAAAUGGGCGAAGAGAUCCAUGUCGAUGUAUCAUGGCGCAUGCCGACCAUCCAUUUCUUCACUCUGUUGCCUGGCUCUCAAGUUGACGCAUGUGCACAUUUUCAUUUCUGUUAGAUAACAUUUUUUUUUUCAAGAAAAAUAUUUCAACCCGCGGUGACCCAAAAGUUAACAAUCGCAGCGUUUUUUUCAUCAUCCCAUUUCAUUUUUCCACCUCCAUCUUCUUGUAAUCAACUCAUCAAGUUAGAAAAAAAUAUAUAAAAUAAAAAUGUUUGGAGGUUUACCAACUCCAACUGAAACCGAAGCUCCGGACACUGUCUUGACGGCCGGUCCGGCCAGUUCUUCGGCCAGUGUUGACUACCACCAUCAUCACCACGAUCAUCCAGAUUGUGAGGGAAGUCCUGGCAGUCAGGACGAUCACAACGGCCAUCUGACAACAUCGCAAUCAGCGCACAUUACGCUCAGUAGCAGUUACUACAGCAACAGUUCAGGAUCGACAGGUGGUAGUCUCAAUAAUUCCGGGCCUGUCGGCUCACCUGUGCUCUACUACGACGGACCAUCAAACAAUCAUCACUGGAUGGCUCAGGGUUCGAUGGAUCAUCAUCAGACUCAACAGCAGUCGAACUAUGGCGUAGUUAUGAGUCGUUACAAUAGCGUGGCCAGCUCUGUGCCAUCGACGCCGACGUCGCCUCGAAACAGCAACGGCAACAGCACGACGGCAGGAAGUGGUUCCGCAACUGCUACUACUCGCCUACCGCCUUACGCCGCAACGUACGGCGACUACGGAGCUGCAGCGGCGGCCGCAGCGGCUGCAGCUGCUGCAGCAGCCGCCGCCGCUGCCGGGUGGCCUAAUGUUCCAUCCUCUCCGCCAUUCGAUUCAAGCAAUCUCGGAGGCAGUUCGAGCAGCGGAUGGACCGGCAAUGGAAAUCGCGGCGGGCCGGGUAACAACAACCGUCACCAUCUUCCGCAUCAAUACGGAGGCAGUCCAGCAUCGAUGAUGCUCAACUCUUAUUGCACCAUGACCAACACAGACGAGGACUACGAGCAGGUGGACGGUCGUGAAUGCGUCAAUUGCGGCUCGAUUUCGACUCCGUUGUGGCGUCGCGACGGCACUGGACACUAUUUGUGCAACGCGUGCGGACUCUACCACAAAAUGAACAACGGCACACAGCGGCCACUCAUCAAGCAAACCCGCCGCUUGUCGACUACUCGACGUUUGGGUCUACGGUGCGCCAAUUGCGCCACAACGACGACGUCCCUUUGGCGUCGCAAUAAUCAGGGCGAAACGGUUUGCAACGCUUGCGGCCUCUAUUUCAAACUGCACGGCGUUAACCGACCGCUGGCUAUGAAGAAGGACAACAUCCAGACCCGCAAACGCAAGCGAAAGGGAGACGCCACACCUGUCAGCAAAGUUGCAAUGGGCGCCGUUCCGACAUCUUCAGGCAGUUCGGCUGGCCAUUCCGGCCACCACUUGAAUCAGCAUCACCAUAUGAACCACAAUCAAGCGCAGCAGCAGCAGCAGCAAUCGUUACCUAGUCUGUCGAAUCAUUUGAAUCCUGGCUCUCCCAAUGCGUACGGAGCUCCGAUUUCCAUGAUGAUGGGCAACGGCAAUGGCAAGUUAGUUUACCAGCAUCACCAUCAUCACCACCAGGACCCUGUCAACAGCAUGAGUCCCAUUCAUCACAGCGACUUGAUCAAAACCGAACAUUCAGUUCUAAAUGAUGGCGAUUGCUUGUCGCCGGAGAACACGUCGCCGUACGUUAGCGGCAACGCCAGUCCGGUAGAAUCACACCACCAUCAUCACCAUCAACAACAAUUACACCAACCGUGUUACGAUCUACCACCCAUGGCGGCCAUGAACAUGACUGUCCAACAACAUCAACAGCCCGGUUGUAGUAGCAGUGGAGCUGGACAUUACAGCAGUAACAAUUCACCCGUUUCAUCUUCGUAUCCGGGCUCGGUCAGUCCCAACAACAACAUGAUCUCGUCUCAAACUGGUGGCCACGUCGCUGCCGGCGCUAGUGGCGGUUUGAAUAAUAACGAUUUCGGCGCUUUUUCCGCCUAUUAUUCAACGGCCAACAGCCAACAACAGCAACAACAUUAUUACGGCAAUGUGAUCCAACAACAACAACAACAUUCGCCCGAAGAUUGCUCCGGAGAUCAACAACAGUCGCUCAUGUCCAGCUAAAAAAUUCUUUUAAAAAUCCAAUAAUCUAAAUUGACUUUAUUAGGCUUCCAAAUGAUUCGUGUCGACAUUUUAUGCUCUGGGGGGGUUUGAUUAAUUUUUUUUUUUAAAUAAUUUUUGUAUUCACUGUCUUUUUUUGUUACAAUUAACGUACAAACAAAAUGUAGUUGAGUGUGACUACGAUUUUUUGGUGAGUGCUUUCUAGUUCGUUUCUUUUUCAUUUUUUUGUAUUUGCGUCAGCGCAGUGCGAUUUUUUAGUUGACCAUUUAUUCAUUGUAUUUGCUUAUUAUUAUUUAGCGUACUUUGCUUAGUUAUAGUUUGUUUUCAAGAUUUUUUCGUGAAUCACUGGGCAUCUCAGGUCGACCUUUUUUUUAAAAUCCCAUUUUCAAAAUUGGGAAAAAAAUUAUGUUCGACAAAUAGAGACGUUUUGUAUACAGCCGAGACCAAAGAAACAGAGACGUUACGAGACAUUUUUGCAUGUCAUUUUGACCCUACUAUUCCCGUGUUUUGUUUUUGUUCCAGGCGAUUAUCCGCCCACCUCUCAAUAAGAUGCUCCUCUUUUUCUCUAUUGAUCAUUUUGCCUUUUUUUUUUUUCUUUUUCUCAGUUGAAAUUCUCGUCAAAAUGCUGAUGAUAGUAAUCUCAUAUUCUACAAGUGCACUUGUAAUCUCUUCGUGUCACGUUUGUGUCUUUCCUCUUUAAAAAAAAAUAAUAUCAUUCACAACGUUUUGAUUCUUUUGCGGCGUUUGUUGUGUGACAGUUUUCGACGUGAGUGUAUGUUUACGCAAUUCUUGUUGUUGAGACCCAUCGUGUUCUAUACCUUCCCAUUUCUGAUUGCAAUCACCUGAUUAGGAAGCAAAAAACACAAUUCGCGGUCUAUGUCAUACCUGAAAACGUGGCCUGUAUAACUCUCCCGUCUUAACGAUCGAUUAUUGAAUAUACCACAAGUUUGUAUCUGA